Pimephales promelas (fathead minnow) is the source of this 14316-nucleotide messenger RNA. NCBI's taxonomy places the organism in Eukaryota, Metazoa, Chordata, Actinopteri, Cypriniformes, Leuciscidae. The record is from RefSeq and is a predicted model, not a curated record.
UCGAUGUGAUCCUUGGGGAUGCCAAGUAUGUCCAGGAGGUCUUCCUUUCUCUAAUGCAGAAUGAGACAUUUGCUGAGGCCUGGGUUGACCAUGGCAUGGACUCUAUUGUGCAAACAGUAGCUAAGGUUCUAGAAGGUCACACUAGCUGCAGAGAACUUUCUGCUCCCUGGGCUUGGAUGUCAACAUACAGCUCUAUAGACCCUCACUUAUGGGGCACUCUAGUUUGCUCUGGGAAUGACUCAAGUCUUCAGCAAAUACUCUUUACACCACUUUUGCCUGUAAUCGAGAAGGUCCAACAGUUGGUUGGUGUAGUAAAUGGAACUGUAAUGUACAACGUCACACCCUCCAUUCUUAUGGCGGAGUGGCACAGUCUAUACACAACCUCCCAGCAGUAUGGCUCUGCCCUUCAGAACUUGCAAACUGAGCUUAGUGAGGAAUAUUUUACUGCUUGGAUCCCAGGGAACAUUUCAGUUGGUUUGCAACAGAUUCUGUUGACCAGGGGUACUGAUGGACUUGAGACCAUAGGUUCACUGCUAGAGAAGAGCUCUCUGUGGCCCUCCAUGGAACCAUAUUUUCAUAUUGCUUAUUGGAUUUUGACCUACCAACCAAACGUAACGGUAUCACCAAACUGCUCUUCAUUUCCCUUCACCUGUCAGACUGGCUUUACAUGGGAAUCAUCUGUUCCACUGAUUCAGUCUUUGAUAUCUCAAGUGAUUUAUAAACCUGACAGCCUGCUAAGACCUCUCCAGGGAACAGUGGCUUUCCUCCAAAACAGCUACAUGGCAUUUUUAAAACAAGUCCUUCUUAACAACAUACCUAGUCAACUGCUUGGUAGUGACAUUUCACUACAAGACUUGUUGCUGAACCUCAUUAAUACAGUUGAAAAGGAAAUCCAGCUCCUCUCCAACAUUGAGUCCACACAGCAGUUUGACACCCAACUUUCACUCGAUCUGUUAAAUGACAUCAUGGCGGCUCUUGGACUGGGGCAGAUAGAAAACUUCUUGUCAGGAGGAUCCCAAACAACCAGCCUACACCCAGUGAUCAUGGACGUUCUUCAGCUCUUGAACAAUGGGUCCAUGCAGAUGCUAAACAAUGAGGAGGGUUUUGCAGUUCUUCACACAAUUUUGAGCCAACUUGGAGCCAUUUUGCCUCCAGAGCAGCACUAUCAGUUAGAAGCAGGGUUAAAUAAGACUUAUGUCCUCAUUCGAGAUCUGGAGAUCUGUUCGGCUCUUGGCCAGGACUGUGUUGCUGAUGUCCAGAAUGUAUUUGAUUUUCUUGGUGCAAUGCUUGCAUUUGGAAAUAAUAUCACCAUCCAAAUAACACCUCUUGGGGGAAACAUGACUCUCCCUGUUGUAGUUGAUGUGCUCACUCUGUUCCUGCCAUGGAACAUGUCCCAGCCAGCCGAAGCCUCUAUGGAAACUGUGAGGAAGGUUCAACAUCUUCUCGAGCAGGCUUAUGCAUCUCCUGUUUUCAACAUCAGUCAAGGACUACAAGCCUCCAAUCUCACCAUUUUUGAAUUAGCACAAAUCAAUUCUACAAUUCAUUACAUAAGGUCAGCGUCCAUACUGCAAACUCUGAAUAUGGCCGUUCAAAUCCCACAAUGCCUGAACACUCAAACCACACAAUCUCCACAUUGGCAUUCUGCCAGUGGAGAAGCCAAAUGUGUCCUUCAGCUCAUUCAGAGUGCAUCUGGUUUAAUUGAAAUAAUACCUGUAGCAGAGAACGCUCAAAUGAGUCUUAAAGAUCUGCUUAACAUCACUGUGGUAGAGUAUCAGAAACUAAGUAGCAUGUCUAGUUCCGGAUCUGACCCACUUGCAUUGACAGAAGAGGUGCUGAUAACAACACUUGCAGACAUCAGACAGAACCUCCAGGGUCUCGGUGUAGAGAACAUCAAUAAUAUUACAAGUGAUUUAAACAUUCUGGAAGACCUCUUGAAAACGGUAAUCAGAGAACAAUAUCCAUACCACACCAUUAACUCAACAUUGAUGGCGCAGGGGCAGUAUGCACAGAAGAUGUAUGUGGAUAUCACACUGUGGUAUCUUAACAAGCUUGGAAAUGCCACCAGUGGCAGUAUGUUUGCAGAGAUUCUCAAUCAUCUGAAACGCAUGACAGAAAUGCAAGUGGCACUUAUCAAUGCAGAGGCAGAUCUGGUGACGCUGGUGAUGAAUCAGAUCCAGAACUUGACCCAUGUGCAGCUUCCUCUGGAAGGUGAAGAUCUUGUACAAGUUGCCAAUACAAUUAUGAUUAUUUUGCAAGGUGAGCUGGGACUGAUUAAAAGAAACCUUGAGAUUCAAGAGGCAUUCUACAAUUCUCUUGGCUUCCCAAUAAACAUUAGAAUUCCUGCUGAAAUUGAAGCUCAGAUCAUGACCUAUCUCAGUGUGACAAGGGAAUGGGUCACCAACCAACAAGUGACAACGGCACUUGCAGGAAUUUUCCAAUGGGAAAUGACCUCUGUAGAUAUCACAACACCUGGGACGGAUCUUGAGAAGCUCCUCCAAGCCAUGAUUCCCCUACUCCCCCCUAAAGAGAGAGAGUAUCUUGCUGUUGUUGACCAGGUCUCUCAGGCAGUAAAUUACGCUCUACAGGUGGCUAGCACUGAUGGUGGUAUGCAAAAUGAAAACUUUACCGAAGCCAUCAUCAGUGCUGUGAGAGUGGUUCUGGAGAGCAUGUAUAAUGAGACUGAAGCUCUACCUCAGGGGGUGGUUGAAAAUGUUCUUAGUGCUUUUAACGGUGCCCUUCAGCUGAUCUUGAACACCAAUAUGAGCUAUGCUCAAGCUAGGAACCUCACAGAGGAGACUGUCCAGAGGGUGGAUGGACUGAUUAAUGCACUUUUGCCAGCAGAGGCAGCAGAGGCGUUGGUUCCCAUCACAAAAAGCAUUCUAACCUAUUUAAAGACCAUUUCCCAACCCAGUGGACCUGACAAAUGGAAUGAAGUAGUUAUAAAUGUCUUGAAAGAACUUCAGGUUUUCUGGCCAUCAAACAACACAGCUCAGCCCAUCAUAUCUAUGUUGCGAAACCUCACAGAAUUUGUUCUGAGCUCAAAUGGAGGCAACUUGACAAAGGAGUGGAUACUUACCCAACAAUUAACAAUGGCACUUUCUGGAAUAUUCCAGGGGAACGUUUCCACUGUAGAUCUCACAACAACUGGGAAUGAUCUUAAUCAGCUUUUGGAAGUACUGACACCAUUGCUCUCUCCUGAGGACAGAGCCUUCAUCUCUGUCACUGGACAAGUAUCUCAGACACUAACCUACGCUCUACAGGUGGCUAGCACUGAAGGUGGUCUCCAAAGUGAAAACUUCACAGAAGCCAUCAUCAGUUCUGUGAGAGUGUUUCUGGAAAGUAUUUCUAAUGAGACUGAAGCUCUACCUCAGCAUGUGGUCGACAGUAUUCUUGGUGCAAUUCAUGGUUCACUUCAGCUGAUCCUGAACCCUAACAUGGACUACGGUAAAGCUAACAACCUCACUCAGGAGACUAUCCAGAUGGUAGAAGGGGCAUUUCAUGCCCUGUUGCCAGCAGAGGUGGUUGAGGUGUUGGUUCCCAUGAAAAACAGCUUUAUAACCUAUUUGCAAACCAGUUCCCAAUCUGCUGGACCUGACAAAUGGAAUGAAGUCAUUGUAAAUGUGAUGAGAGAGCUUCAGAAGUCUCUGCCACCUAACAACACAGCUCAGCCCAUCAUAUCUGGAUUUCUUAAGGUCACAGAGUAUUUUCUAAACUCAAAUGAAGGAUAUACAAACAUGUGGGACAACUUAGGAAACUUCAGUCUUGGCAGCCUAAAUGAAAUAACAGAACAGCUUGCCAUCUUUCUGGGCUCUGUGUCACCAUUCAUGAAUGAGUCUGCCCAGACUGCCACAGAAUCUGUAGCCGUUCUAGUCCAGAUCCUCUCCGGGAGUGCUGACCAGCUGACCUUUGACAAGUUGGAGAAGAUGCUGGCUGCUCUGUUUUCAACCUUCAGAGAUACUCCCAUGUGGGAUUCGUUGCCGUCUAUAGUGUCCAUAAUUCAAGAAGCCAUUGUCAACAGUACUCACAACAUUCAGGCACAAACAGAGCUCUUCCAUGUUCUCCAGCAGCCAUUGUCCAGCCUUUUAACAGAUAUUUUCCAUGCUAUGAACACCAGCAGUUUUACAGCUCAGUCUUUUGUUAGUGGAUUGCCACAGGCCAUUGUGUUGACUGCAGAAGCUGCUCUACAGGCUGGUUCGGGGGGUCAGAGCCUGAACUGCAGCUAUGUAGAGAAGAUAUGGCAGGAUGUCCAAGUUGUGACUGGAAUAAGAGAAGACCAUGUCUCUUUGUGGUGUAACAUCAGCCUACUGCCAGUCAUAGCAGCCUUCAAUAAACCAGGAGAUGCAACUCCAGCUUUCAAUAUGACGGGAAUGGAGAUGAACCCUCUUUGGUUAAACGUCACUGCAGAAAUGAUGGCCGGGUCACUGGAGAAUUUCUACGGGGCGAUCCUGAACAAUACCUUUGCUAGCAUUCAGCUAACUGAAGUCCUGUUGUAUUACACAUCAAUGAUAUCCAACCUCUCAGUAUCAGAAUUAACUAACCAGGCAAACUGGAAUGCCCAGCUCUUGCAGAUGCAGCUGAACCAAAGCCUCUCCACAGUACAAAUGGCUCUGGAGCCAAUUAAGACAGAAGCUCCCUGGAUGGUGCCAUACAUCGAAGCAGUUGGAAAAACCAUUGAGGCCAUCCUACAGAAUGGCUAUCUCAUCCAGAACUCAACUGCAAGCCCCCUGAUCGUCAUGCAGGCUUUGGAGAUCACACUCACCGGAAUGAACUUCACAGAGGAAAUCAUAAAUUAUAUCCUGAGUGGAGACAUAGUUAUGAACCCCAAUGGAAGCAUGGUUGACAAUAUAAUAAAAGAGGUGAUCCAGCAAAUCAUUGGAACAGGAUUGCUGGAAGAGUGGCCUAUGCUUUAUGGAUUAAUGCAGCAGGUUCUGUACUUCGAAGAUACAAGUGGCACCCUGUGGAAAUCUGUUGAGUUUUUCAACUGGCUGUACACUACUGAAGAUACUGGACUAAACUUUGCCUGGGAGAUCCUGCGCAAGUUGUACGAGAUAUUAAGGGACGCUCUAACCAAGAUGCCAACUCCUCUGUCUUGCUUGUCAAACACUUUUAUUGACCUUGCUGGGAAUGCUUUAUACCUUCUGAAACAGAUUCAGCUAACCAGUGACCUCUUCGCCCCUGUGGAACAAUAUCUAAGUCCAAUUAAAAUGCGAAUUGCUGAUGGACAGAAUCUACAAAGUCUUGUGUCCCAUACAAGAAACACCAGAAGAGUUGCAAGUAAAGUUCAGAGGGAGCCGGUGGAUGACUUCCUUGACCUCCUUGACAUUGACUACCAAGCCUUGCUUGCAGUUCUCUCCAUUCCACCCACAUCGACUGACAUUUUCGAGACCAUCCAUGUUUUCUUUGCAAACCCAGACUUGGGUGUCAUCCUGAAGGGUCUUUCAAGGGAAAUGGCUGGAAACACGAAUCAGGAUGUAACCAUCGACACAGCUCUGAACGUGCUGUCUUACUUGACACUCCCUGCUAAUGGACAACAGUUCCUAGAGAUGUUCACGGAGAUCGCUAGUGAAGGAGGGAGUUUGCACGACCUUAAGAAGCUGGCAGAAAGCCUAGGAAGAAUGAUUGACGUGGCCAUGGCGCUAUCUGACCAGCCAUCUCUGAACAUCAGACAGAGAAUCGAGCACAUGGUCCAACAACUUCAAGCUUCGGUGUCGAACAUAGUCUCACAGAACGGAAAUGGCACUGACACUGCAAUCCAGUUCCUCACAUCACUCAACAGCAUCCUUAGUGAGAACUUUGAGGAAAUCAAGGACAUCAGCCCUCAGGUCACUGGCGUUCUCCAAAACAUAAUUGGCUCAUUUAACAGUACAGGGUCUCAGAUGAGCAUAGCAUCCUAUUUGGAAGCCAUGGAUCAAACUGCUGAAACCUUCGCCUCACUCCUCUCUGGAGAGGAAGCAGGGUAUUUCAACAUAUCUGGACAAAUGCUGCAAGCCUUUGUAUUGCUUGAGGCAUAUCCGGGAGACAUAGACCAAGUCAUGAUGUCCAUCAGCAUGAUUUCUAACUCCCUAAAUCACGUCCUUGCCCUCUCAAAUAUCACAACUUUUACAAAUGGACAACCCAUCCAAGAGGUCACCCACCCCCUCAUUCUUAGCAGUGCAAUGGCCACCCACAUCCUAUUCAACCUCUCCAUGUCAAACUACAGCCUGAGCAGCGAUGCUGAAAGAGAGAUGCUUUUGACCCAGACAUUCGAUCAGAUGGCAGUCAUUCUCCCCAAAGAAACACACGUGCACCUCUUCGCCAUCAAAUCGGCUCUUUUCACUGCCCUCUCAAGAGUAUCUAGCACUGCAGAAAUCCCAUCCCACUUCCCAGAAAUCUCUCAGUUGGUUACACAGUCUCUCCUUAACUCUCUAAACAUUACAUCCACGCAUAUGACUCCAGAUGGCCUUGUUUACAUCUUGAUGACAGUGUCUAAUCAAGUGUCCUUGAGUCUCUACGAGGGCUUUAAGUUAUACGGUUCCCCUAUCCAAAUCUCACAAGUUGUGAACUCUUUAAGUGAGGCUGCAUCUUCCAUAUACUCGAUUAUUCCUGUCGAGGGACGGCUGUACAUCAAUAUCACGCUGAAACUCAUGGAGACAAUGUCUUUUGUCCUUAAUGACACCAGCACCUUUGGGGAUGUCAAUGGGGCUGUAUCUCAAGUAGUCGAUUCUUUCAACAACCUUCUGGCCAUGGUGCCCAACGAGUCUUUCAGCAGCAUCAUAGGAGACCUGGAGCACACCCUGAAGACAAUCUUAAUGAUCAUCCAAGCAGACCAAAGUCCUCUCACCCAAACAGUUGAUAUUACCCAGCAGCUGCUGCACACCACCCAAAAUCUCAUCUCGCUGGGGAAUAGCAGUGGUAUGGAGUCUGAACUCGCUAAAAUAGUGCUGGGGGCUUCUAGCAUGAAUAUUGGCCAUCUGCUGGGGAUGAAUGACACUAACUGGACCGACAAGCUGCCUGUGCUGCUGACAAACCUUGCUAAUAGCCUUCCAGAUGACCUGCAGUAUUCUUCUCUUAUUAAGUCCAUCAUGAGAAGUCUGGCCAACGAAUCCCAAGAAAAUCUGCAUCUUCUUCUGCAAGUGCUAAACACUGCCUUUGAAUUUGGCUCAAGCAACUGGGCAAAUGAGAGUUCAGGCCUGAUACUGGACCACCUGUUAACUCAGGUGUGUGCUCUGGAAAACAUGGCCUCUGUGCAGCUGAUCAGCCAGUUUCUGCCACUAGGCCCUAGACUGCUAUGUAACACCGUUGUUCCCACAAUCCAGGCCUUCCAUGUGCUCUCAACCAGCCUGGUGAACCAAACCAGCAACAUCUAUGAUCUGAUUUUCCAGACAUUUGUUGGAGACCCUAGCAGUUACAACAGUCAAGUGGACUGGACCUCAGCUCUCUCUCAAAUUGUAGGCUUCAACGUCUCCACUCUGAAAACUCUUGAUAUCAUCAAUAUUACAUCUCCAGCUGAAGUGAAAGUUUCAGAGCUGCUGAAAAAUACAACUCUGUUUGUUCAGGAUGUCAAGCGGUAUACCAACUUUCCCCCUACCGUUCUUCAGACUCUGCUCGAUUACCCUCUACCCAGCAGCAACAUGCAGAUCUUGACAUGGUUGGCAAACCUGCGCCAGUGCUCAGACCCCUCGUCUUUGCAUCUGGACCCAACAGGCCAGGAGAUCUUCAGUGCCUUCUGUGAACUGUCAGAUGAUUGGUACACCAUCACGGUUCUCUUUCUUCGUCAUGUGGACACGAAGACUGCUUUAUUCAGGCUAAUGUUAUCCAAAGAGAUUCAGGAUUUAGUGGGAAUUAUGCUACAGAUGAUCAAAUUUUUGACGGACAUGAUGCAGAAACUUGUACCUUCCAUUAGCAAACUGCAGGAAUACCUGACAAACAUAGGAGAACUAAACCUGGCAGUCAACAAAGAGUUCCGCAGUCUGGUGAGGGGAAAGCGGUCCACCAUAUCCAGCAGGGCCACCUUUAACACCAUCUCUCGUGCCUUGUGCAAAAACGGCAUCCUGACUCUGUUUGCCAUACCGAAAGUUCCUAUCGUGACCGAGAAUGAUCCUUCUGUCCAGUCCGACCACAACAGAGAAGAGCUCAUCAAGAAGUUCAAAAUCCCACAAGAUGCUAGUCCCUUCUGUAUGAACCUCUACUUGGAUAUGGUGAACACUACAGGCGGUGCGGUGGCCUGGGCCUUCCUCAAGCCCAUGCUGUUAGGACAGGUCCUCUACUCACCAGACACACCAUUGACGAGAGAGAUCAUGAGAAAGUCAAAUACUUCACUGCACCAGUUCGGUGAUCUAAAGCUGUAUGCGUCUGAGUGGAUUGAGUCAUCAACCUAUGUAAUACAGUCUGCUGAAAUUCUGACAAAAACAUUGCCAAUACUCCAGAAUGCUUUGCGCAAUCCCUUCGUCCAAAACUUCAUUCAGACUCAGACUGGUAUUGAUGUUGGACAAAUGAGCUCAACUCUCAACCAAUUCUCAAACAUGACAGUCCUGUUAGAGAACAACAAGUUUAUCAUGGAGCAGAUCACCACCCUCUCUAUGCUGAUGUUGAACCUCUCCUCCUGUGUCAACUUUGACCGCUACCGAGGCUUCAACUCCACGGAUGAACUCAACAAACAGGCGGAGAGACUGGCUCAAAACCGUGAGCUCUACGCCAGCAUCAUUUUGAAACUUCCCGAGGAGACCUCCAGCAGCCUGCCCCAGAACAUCGACUACACCAUCCGCAUGAACAUCGAGAAUGUCAUGCGCACCGACCGUUCGCGAAAUCCCUUCUGGGUGAAAGAUCCCUACAUCUCCACAACAAAGACCCAGCGGUACAGCCGAGGCUUUGUGUUCCUGCAGGAGAGCAUCGAUAGAGCCAUCAUCGAAAUGCAGUCGGGUAAAGCCGUGGAUGGGCCAGCGGUCCAGAUGCAGGCAUUCCCUUAUCCCUGCUACUACAAGGAUGAUUAUCUCAACAGCAUCGCUUUUGCCUUCCCAAUGGCUCUCAUGAUUUCCUGGGUGCUGUUUAUCGCCCACUUUGUGAAGAAACUCGUCCACGAGAGAGAACUACGACUUCAUGAGUACAUGAAAAUGAUGGGGGUCAAUCCCAUCAGCCACUUCUUCGCCUGGUUCAUAGAGAGUGCUGUGUUCUUGCUUUUGACCAUCAUCAUCCUCACCAUCAUUUUGAAAGGUGGCGGCAUCCUUCCUCGCAGCGAUGGCUUUGUGCUCUUCCUCUACCUUUGCGACUACGGCUUCAGCAUCCUUGCAAUCAGCUUCCUGGUCAGCAGCUUCUUUGAUAAGACCAACAUCGCCGGGCUGAGCGGCAGCCUUAUCUAUGUCAUCAGCUUCUUCCCCUUCAUCGUGCUGAUCCACUUGGAGGACAAUCUUUCCUUCUCUGUGAAGAGCGCUCUGAGUCUCUUUUCUCCGACAUGCUUCAGUUAUGCCAGUCAGUAUAUCUCCCGCUAUGAAAAACAAGAGGAAGGCAUCCAAUGGAGCAACAUGUAUAUCUCUCCUCUGGCUGGUGACACUUCCUCCUUCGGUUGGCUCUGCUGGUUGCUGUUAAUUGACUCAGUAGUAUAUUUUAUCAUUGGGAUUUACAUCCGCAUGGUCUUCCCAGGAAAGUAUGGGAUUGGUGUUCCGUGGUACUUCCCUGUGACACGAUCCUUCUGGGCAGAUAUGUUCAGCUGCUGUUGCAAAGCGCCAAAGAAAAUAGGCAGAGGGCUGCUGUUCACCAACAUUAUGCAGGAGCAAACGAGUACUGACAAGAGCAAAGGUAAAAGUAGUUUGGCGAGUAAUGGAGAAGAAGACUUCUCAGGAUUGGCUGUUGGAGUGUCACUGCAUGGCCUGACAAAGACCUACGGAGGCCGGCAUGCUGUAGACAACCUGAACCUUUCUUUCUAUGAGGGGCAUGUCACCUCUCUGCUGGGUCACAAUGGAGCUGGAAAAACCACCACUAUGUCGCUUCUGACGGGGUUGUUUUCACCCACCAGCGGCACUAUUGAGGUUUAUGGGAUGGAUAUGCAGUCGUCCAUAGAUGAUGUGCGUAAAGAGAUGGGCGUGUGCAUGCAGUAUGAUGUCCUGUUCGACCACCUCACCACUAAGGAACAUCUGUUGCUGUACGCUCAGAUCAAAGCUCCACACUUGACCAAACAGGAAGUGAAUGAACAAGUGCACAGAAUCCUAAUGGAAACAGACAUGCACGCCCACCGCCACAAGCGCGUCGGCACCCUGUCAGGAGGUAUGAAGAGGAAGUUAUCCAUCUCCAUUGCCUUCAUUGGAGGCUCACGGCUGGUGGUGCUAGAUGAACCAACCACCGGGGUGGAUCCCUGUUCCCGACGCAGCAUCUGGGACAUUGUCCUUCAGCACAAGAAAGAACGCACCAUCAUUCUUUCAAGCCAUCACCUGGAUGAGGCUGAAGUUCUCAGUGACCGCAUCGCGUUCCUGGAGCGCGGAGGCCUCAAAUGCUGUGGUUCACCCUUCUACCUUAAAGACAAGCUGGCUAAAGGCUACAACCUCACCCUCACAAAGAAGGUUCAGAGUCCUGAUUCAAAUGAAAAGUUUGACAUUGAAGCAAUCAGGGAUUUCAUUCAAUCCUACCUGCCUGAUGCUCGACGGAAGGAGGGAGAGGUGGGCGAUUUGAUCUACGCCCUUCCACCGUACACCACCCAGAACGCAGCUGCGUACCAGUCUCUUCUCACCGAUCUGGAUCAGAACCUGGACAUGCUUCAGCUGGGGUGCUACGGCAUUUCAGACACCACCUUGGAAGAGGUGUUCCUGCAGUUGACUCGAGAUGACAUGGAGCCUAGAGACAGUGACACCUUCUCUGUAUCAGAGUCUGUAAUAGUGAAUGACAUCUGUGCUUCAAGAGACAGCAUUCCUGACGACAUCAACAGCAUGUACCUUGGAGAGAAAGCCAGCCUCACUGGGACUUCGACUGUGAGUGGGCUUGCUUUGACUGCACAGCGGGUGAUGGCCAUGUUGCUGAAACGCGUGCACCACUCCAGGAGGGACUGGAAGGGGCUGUUCUCCCAGGUGUUGCUGCCCGUAAUCUUUGUAAUUGCUGCCAUGGGCCUGGGCUCCAUCAAGAGCGAUCUUCAGCACUUCCCUAAGAUUGUGCUCUCUCCUGCUCUGUACCACGUUGAUGAACAGUAUGCCUUCUUCAGGAAUCACAAUGCCACCAGCAACAGUCUUGUAGAUGCCAUGAUGUCCUAUCCAGGCAUCGACCACGUCUGCAUGAGAGACCCCACAGAUUCGAUUUGCAAAAAGAGACCUGCAGGAACUCAGACCUGGAUCUCCGGAGGCAACAGCUCUGCUAUAUUUACCACCUGCAAGUGUAGCAACCAAGUGCAGUCGUGUCCUGCAUCAGGUUACCAACCACCUCACAGAAGAAAUCCAUCAUCCCAGAUUGUCUACAACCUGACGGGCAUCAACGUAGAGGACUACCUGUUGGCCACUGCGAAUGACUUCGUCAGAAACAGAUAUGGAGGCUGGGACUUUGGGAAGCCUCUUCCCAUUGAUCUUAAGUUGGACAUGUUAGAUGUGCCAGAUAACAGAACACUUAGUAAGAUUUGGUAUAAUCCAGAAGGUCACCACACCAUGCCUGCCUACCUCAACAGCCUUAACAACUUCAUCCUGAGAUCCAGUCUGCCACCUGAGAAACGACAACAAUACACUAUCUCCAUAUCCAGCCACCCCUACCCUGGCCAAGUGCAAGACGAGGAUGUAAUGGUGGGCGGUUUGGUCAGCAUCCUGGUUGCUAUCUGUGUCCUCACUGGCUACUCUAUCAUGACUGCCAGCUUUGCCAUCUAUGAGGUUCAGGAACAUCACACAGGCUCCAAGAGACUCCAACAGAUCUCUGGCAUCAGCGAACCUUUUUACUGGAUCAUCAACUUCUUCUAUGAUAUGGCUCUUUACAUGGUUCCUGUUGUCCUCUCGGUGGCGAUGAUAGCAGCGUUCCAGCUCCCAGCCUUCACAGACAGACAGAACCUUGGCGCGGUCACGCUUCUGCUGGUGCUAUUUGGUUUCUCCACCUUCCCUUGGAUGUACCUUCUGUCUGCGUUAUUCAAGGACACGGAGAUGGCCUUCAUUGGUUAUGUUUGCAUCAAUCUCUUCAUCAGUAUCAACACCAUCAUCGCCACAUCCAUUAUCUACUUCCUGGGUCAGCUGAACACGAAUGACCCGAACAUCCAGAACGUGUACCGUACCAUGAGCAACAUCUUCCUAGUCUUCCCUCAGUUCAGCUUUGGCAAUGGGUUGAUGGAGCUGACAAGGGUUGACAUGCAGGUGCAAAUCUUGAGCUCUUUUGGGGUGGAUGCCUACAAGAACCCCUUCAGCAUGGAUUCUCUGGGCUGGAUGUACAUCUCCAUGUUCCUGCAGGGUUUCAUCUGCUUCAUGCUCCGCCUGCUACUUAACAAGACACUCCUUCGCAAAGUCAGACGUUUAUUUGGGUGUAAGAGAAAUGUCAUUCAGAGCUAUAGCCCCAAUGAAGAUGAAGACGUGGUGGCUGAACGCUUGCGUGUGUACCGUGGGGAUGCAAAUGCAGAUAUUCUGCAGGUUAAUGAGCUGUCUAAGGUGUACCAAAACCUGAGCAAGAGGGUACAGGCGGUGAAGAGCCUGUCUGUUGGCAUCCCAGCUGGCGAGUGCUUUGGAUUGCUGGGAGUCAACGGUGCAGGGAAGACCACUACGUUCAAGAUGCUAACUGGAGACAUUAGCCCUACCGAUGGCUCUGCUAAGAUCCGGGACAUUGACGGGAGGAUGGUUGACAUCAUAGACUGCAGGAGAGAGGGCAUAAACAUCGGUUACUGCCCCCAGGUGGACGCACUGGAUGACCUCCUGACUGGAGAAGAACAUCUCUAUUUUUAUGCCCGUAUCAGAGGCAUCUCCAAGAGGCAGACUGGGCAGGUUGUGAACUAUCUGUUGAAAAAGUUGGAGCUGAAUUACCACAGACACAACACAAGUGAGAACUACAGUUGUGGAACACGCCGGAAGCUGUCUACAGCCUUGGCCCUGAUUGGAAACCCACAGAUCCUUCUUCUGGAUGAACCCAGCUCUGGAAUGGACCCACGCUCCAAACGGCACCUUUGGAAGAUCAUCUCUGAGCAAGUGAUGGGCAAAUGUGCAGUGGUCCUGACAUCACACAGUAUGGAGGAGUGUGAGGCCCUUUGCACCCGUCUGGCUAUAAUGGUAAAAGGGCAGUUCAGAUGUCUCGGCUCCCUACAGCACAUCAAGAACAGGUUUGGCAAAGGAUUCACGGUGAAGAUGUACUUAGCUGGAUCUUCCUAUGAUGUAGAUAUGAUCAGUAACUUCAUGCAGCAGAAUUUCCCCAGCACGUUCCUGAAGGAUCAUCACUCGAAUAUGGUGGAGUACCAUGUGCCUGUUGCUCCUGGUGGUGUGGCUUCAAUCUUUGGCCUGUUAGAGUCCAACAAGGCUGUACUGCAAAUCAAACACUUUUCCGUCAGCCAGACCACUCUGGAUGAGGUUUUCAUUAACUUCGCCAUGGGGAAAACGGACACAGACGCACAGGAAGUCACGGAAGGAUCGGACAUCGACAGUCUAGACUCGUACAAUGCUUUAGACUCAUAAAAUAUUUGCACAUUAUGAGAUUCAAUGAACCUCAAAAAAGACAUUAAUUUAAUAUAUAGGACAUAUUUUAUAAACACGAUCAUUUUUUGGGUUUUUGACUUUGAUGGAAGGCUAUUGAAUAAUGAAGUCGCCAAAUACCUUAUGGUUAAUUAUUGAAGAUCAUUAUGAAAAAUUAUGUAUAUUCACCUUCUUUCUACUCUUCCAAAUAUGGGAUCAACAUUAAAGAACCUUUUUAUGGAUUUUUGUUUUGUUUUGUUAUUUGCAAAGUCUACAUUAGUUUACACAUUUUGAUGCAAAUUCAACGUAUACUUUAAUUUGUCGUCAAACAAAUUCGCUGCUUCUUAUCAAAGGAAAUUAAGUCAUUUAUUUACUAAAUUGUUUGAAAUUUGACCAGCUCUACCAAAUAUAUAUAUUAUAUAUAUUUUAAUCACGACAUAACAGAAUUAAUUAUGUAUGCAGAGAGAAGAGUCCAUCCUGUUAAACUGCUGGCUGCAUCGAUGCAGCUCUUGUCUGGGGUUGAAAUAAAUCACAAAGACCUUUUUGGCUUGGAGAUAUAAAUGAUUCUUCAAUGUCUGCACAUCUUCACUCUCAUUAAUAUUUUCUCUGAAGGCACAUCUCUUGUGCAAGAAUGUACUGAAUAUUUCAUCGGCCCUUUCCUCUGUCUGCUGCAAGGCACAGUUCCUCUUUUAAAAAUGUACUAAGCUUAUUUUUACAUUAAAGCUAUUUUUCACAUGCA